Messenger RNA from Tyto alba (common barn owl), 3812 nucleotides. RefSeq names its product src-related kinase lacking C-terminal regulatory tyrosine and N-terminal myristylation sites (gene SRMS). Gene Ontology annotation, biological process: cell differentiation; protein phosphorylation; innate immune response. Lineage: Eukaryota; Metazoa; Chordata; Aves; Strigiformes; Tytonidae. The transcript is spliced from 8 exons. The coding region runs from base 1128 to 2603 and encodes 491 amino acids. Gene Ontology annotation, molecular function: non-membrane spanning protein tyrosine kinase activity; signaling receptor binding; ATP binding. The record is from RefSeq and is a predicted model, not a curated record. Gene Ontology annotation, cellular component: extrinsic component of cytoplasmic side of plasma membrane.
AAUAAGCUACCCAGACCAAUUACAAGCAGAGGAGGAUCGAAAUAAUGGGCUCAAGGCCAGAAGCAGAGUUGCCAGGCACAAAACUCCCACUAAUUAGAUGGAACAGUUAAAUGACAAAACCCAGGCAGGGGCCGGGGUGGCCUGGAGUUGGGAUUUCUCACCAGAGCAGCAAUCUUCAGGUGACUUAAAGUGCAAUUGCAGGAUGCGAGGUGGGAAUCUCCAUCCUUUGGCUGAUGCCUGUGGCUGCUGGGCUGUGGCAGGGGGGUUGUAGGGUGUGAGUGGCUGUGCUGAUGGCAGCAGGAGCCGGGGGUCGUGAGCCAGGGCUCGGUUCUGGGUGCCACAUAGGUGCGUGGGGCUGAUCCAGACCCCGCAGCAGCCAAGGACCUCCUGAUGCUGAGGGGGGGACCCAUCUCUGCUGCAGGCUGAGCAAGCACCACAUCCUGGUGGAUCUGGGAAGUGGCUUCCCUAGAGAUCCUCUGCAACGGGGGAUUAGUGGGAGGAAGCAAGCGUUUUAGCGGGGUAACCCCGGGAGGUCACUGCAGACCAAAAGGAAAAAGGAUCUUUUGUUAUAAGCCCCACAAUAGCCACCCAGCAAAUAUCCAAACCAUUCAGAUCUCUUCAAAAGUUAUUUAUUUCAUUCUGUUUUAACUCUUGUACAGUUGUAGAUGUAAUUAUUUUCCUACAGAAAAAAAAAUACCCUCCCACACAAGUGAGAUCAAGGCUAUUAACUGGAGUCAGCCACUUGUCACAAGAGCUGCUUGAAGAGGAGAGCGCUGUGUUUACUGGUGCUCUGGUGACAAGCAGGAGAGCACGCUUUAAAAUAAUUUAAAAAAAAAAGCCGUUCUCCUUCGAGAGUGGCGAGCCGGGCUCCAGCUGUGCCCGGCUCCCAGAUGUGCCGUGGGACCGCCGCCUGCAGACUCAUCCCACCUGCAGACCGGUCCCACCAGAUCGACCAGUUUCACUUUCAAGAAAUAGGAAGUUGGCCGGGAAGGGCUGGCGAGCGCCCAGACGCGCGCGAGGGACGCGGGACGGCAGCAUGAGCCUCCCGGCCGGCGGCAGGAACCCGGGAUCGCCCCUUCCUCCGGCCUCGAGAAACGCGGUGGCGUAGACCACCGCACCCGCCGGCGAUGGAGCAGUUUGUCCGGAAACGUUUGACUUUCCUGACGUCCUUCUGGAACAAGCUCCGUCCUCGCUCCGUGCCGGAGAGCUGCUCGCUGGGGUAUCUUGGUUCCGAUUCCGUUUCGCUGCACUCGGAGCCGAACUCCAUUUCCUUCAUCCCCAAGUCCUCUCUUUUUAUCGCUUUAUACGCUUUCACAGCCCGGAGCGCGGAGGAACUGAGCGUAAGCGCAGGGGACAAACUGCGCGUCCUCAGAGAAGAAGGAGAGUAUGUCUUAGCCCGGCGGCUGCUGGGGGAGCCGGCCGUGGGCUACGUUCCUGCUGCUUACGUGGCCAACCUCAGCCAGGGCACCUCAACUCACCGGCCCUGGUACUUCAGCAAGAUCAGCCGAAAUGAAGCUGAGCAGCUCCUCCUCUCGCCUCCCAACCAGCACGGCUCCUUCCUUGUCCGGGACAGCGAGAGCAGCAAGGGCGAAUACUCUCUCUCAGUGCGCAACCACGUGAAGGUCAGCCACUUCCGAAUCUGCAAGAGCCCCGGGGGCAGCCUCUACAUACAGAAGGGGCAUCUCUUCCCCGACAUGGAGGAGCUCCUCGCCUUCUACACCGAGCACUGGAAGGUCAUCCAGAGCCCCUUGCUGCAGCCCUGCAGCCCCGCGACCCCCCCCGAGAGGGACAGCUGGGAGCGCCCACGCUGGGAGUUCACCCUGCGGAGGAAGCUGGGCGAGGGCUACUUCGGAGAGGUGUGGGAAGGACUGUGGAGGAACACGGUGCCGGUGGCCAUCAAGAUCAUAAAAGCUGACAUGAAGGCAGAAGACUUCACCAAGGAGAUUCAGAACCUGAAGCGCCUGAGACAUGAGAAGCUGAUCCAGCUGCACGCCGUCUGCUCGCUGGAUGAGCCCGUAUACAUCAUCACCGAGCUCAUGCGGAAAGGCAACCUCCACAGCUACCUCAACAGUCCUGAAGGGAAGUCCCUGGGCACCUCCCACCUGCUCAACAUCGCCUGCCAAGUGGCAGAUGGGAUGAGGUACCUGGAGGAGAAGCAUAUUGUCCACAGGGAUCUGGCAGCCAGAAACAUCCUGGUGGGAGAGGAACUCACCUGCAAAAUCGCCGACUUUGGACUUGCUCGACUCCUCAAGGAUGACAUUUAUUCCACCAGCAGCAGCACUAAAAUCCCAGUGAAGUGGACAGCCCCGGAGGCAGCCAACUACCGCACCUACUCCCUCAAGUCUGAUGUCUGGUCCUAUGGGAUUCUACUCUACGAAGUCUUCACGUAUGGACAGAUCCCGUAUGAAGGAAUGACAAACCAAGAAACCGUACGGCAGAUUACCAGGGGCUACCGCCUUCCCCGGCCCAACUCCUGCCCUCCUGAGAUCUACAGCAUCAUGCUGGAGUGCUGGAGCGGCAACACAGAGGAGCGUCCUACCUUCCUGGCCCUGCGGGAGAAGCUGGGCUUCAUCUACAGGAGGCUGCUCAGCUCCCUCUCCUGAGGGACCCCUUCCCACCAUCCUUCCUGCACAAGCCCCUCCAAGGCCAGCUCUUGCCAAGAAGCUCCUUCCUUUUGGUUUGCCCUCUGACAGGGCUCCAAGGAAAGCACAUCACCCCCCAAAAGCAGCCCAUGGUCUUUCUCGGUCGGGAUGCAGGGAGGUGGCCAAGGGAAAAGGCAACGAGUUGUGGAGAACUCAUUGCCGGUGCUCGGCUGUGUAGCAGUCUGGCAAAGCCCCACGGCAGUGAAGGCAUCACCCAGAGUUUACACCGUCAUUCAGCCAGUAAGGCAGGAGGUCCCUGCCGCUCCCCACGCCGACGUGAAGGUUUUGCAGUUUGUGUUCAGUUGUGGCUCCGCUUGGUUUUUCUUGUAGUGUGUGUCCAGUGUAUUUAUCAAUAAACACGCGUGCAUCCAUCCACGUGAGUCCUUGCAGGGCUUCGCGGGAUGCUCAGCCCUCGCCACGCUGCUCCCCUCCCUCCCUGGGAAGCAACAGUUUGCAACCAGUCCCGCUCUUGCAACCACAGAUGGAACCAUUUUUGUGUCUCUUUGGUCUCUGCUCAUCCACAUGUGCAUGAAACCCGUGUGCUUCUGCCACCCUUUUCCCAGGCAGCAGCCCCGCUUGCCCCGAGGACCCUGUCCAGGCUGCUCCGCUCCAGCUCCUUGUCUUGCUCACCGUUGUGCGGUUAUUAAGAAAAAAAUGUAUGUCUGGGUUCAAAUAUUUAACACCUGCUUAGCCCAGGUGCAGGCAGCACUCGGUAAAACACUGCUUCACCCUCUUUUGCUCUUCAUCACACCCACGGCGCAAAGCCCAGAGAUGCUCCCACCAGUUCCCCCCCGGUCCCAGGAUACGGCAUUACAGAAGGUCCUUGAGCCUCUUGUCGUCCCCUGCCCGAGCCGGGGGGAAGCAUUUGCUCCAGCCAAGUACCUCACUGAAAAGCAGCCCCAGGAGCAGUGUCAAGGUGCUGGUGCAAGGAGCAACCCCCCCCCCCGCCCCAGCGCCGGCUUGAGCGGGGCUGCUUGAGCACUGACACACUCGGGGCACUGGUGGCAGGGAGCAUGAAGUGCCGUGGGUGAAAGCCAGGGCGGCCUGGGUUUAGCUUUCCUCCCGACGAGCCCAUUUUGCCUGUUUGCGGAAGAGAGGGUGACCUGUAAGACUGAAACAACAGUAGGGCUGGAAUAUAUAAACUUAAUAAAGUUUAUGCAAUACUCUGCA